AUGCAGCUCGACCACAGCUUUCGCAACAUCUACUCGCGGGUAUACCGCAUCAUGGGUAAGGAGAAGAAGCAAGACACAAAACGGAUCGAGAUUUCAGCACCAUUCAAUUUCCAGCAUGUCAACGCCACACUAGCCGGUAUCAGCCCUGAGCAGGUCUCCGUCUUGAGGGAACAAGCAGCCGCCAGCCGCAUCGGCAUCGCGGACCCAGACCCGACAGAACUCGGCUACGCCCACGACGAAGGGUUCGACUCGGACGCCAGCUCGUCCUACUCCCCUCGCUACCGGUCAUCCUCCGCCGCCGCCCUGGCCCGCACCUCGAUGCUUCCCGAGUUGGAAGACUACGCCUACUACUACAACCGCCGGAGGGCGACCUCCGUUUCCUCCCCGAGGCGGUACACGAGGGGUCCCGGGUCGGUCUCCUCUACGUCGUCUAGGCGGUCCACCGUGUCGCGCCAGUCGGGCCCCGGGAUGACCAGCAAGGCGCAGGCCAGGCGCGAGGUCGAGGUCGUGAACCCGCCGCACACGGCCACCGCCAAGUAA
Messenger RNA from Sodiomyces alkalinus F11, 540 nucleotides. RefSeq lists its product as hypothetical. Bases 1 to 540 code for a protein of 179 amino acids. The transcript is spliced from 4 exons. NCBI's taxonomy places the organism in Eukaryota, Fungi, Ascomycota, Sordariomycetes, Glomerellales, Plectosphaerellaceae. The record is from RefSeq and is a predicted model, not a curated record.